AAAAUUACAAAAUUAUAGGAUCUAGACGUGGUGCUAUCCAUACAACAAGGGGUUAUAGCUAUUUGAAGCGGAAAGAGAAAGAAGGAUGCAGGAGUCACUAUAUCACAUUACCGCUUCGACCUUGGUUUGGAAGGAUCAUCGUGCAUCGGCUCUGUGAAAUCCAGAUCGGUUACUUACUGAAAAAUCAUAAAUUAGACGGAGUGUCGCUUGUUCAUUUCACAUGAAGUAUCCCUAACGAAUUUAUUUCUCCGAUAUCCCGCUGAGUCUCUCUCAUCAUCAAAGAUUCAACAUCCGUGAUCGCGGGGUGGACGAAGCAUAUAGAGAUCAAUGUGCUAGUAGAUGAAAUAUUCGAAACAAAACCGUUGAAAAAUUAUUUACGUACGUGAUACGCUUAAUCCGAAUCUCCAGACAACGUGUUUAAGAUGGAAAUGCUUCAGAUGGCAAAAUCGAGCAACGACUUUGGAUUAAGGAGACAAUUUCCAUGGUCUACCUCUGACCCAAAAAGUCCUUGGAUAAUAAAAAUAAAUCGGUCUGCAGAAGAAUCUUAUGUAAAGAGCUUACUCAAACCCACAUUACAUCGUCGCGACAAAAUACAGAUUUAUCGCGUAGAAAAUCCGUACCUUUGGGCUCGUUACAUACUUCGCCAUGAAGAACUCAAUGCCAAUACAGGACCUCCCAUUGUUAGUGAACACAUCGUAUUCCAUGCUACAGAUUGGAGCAAAGCAUUGCAAAUAGUUGAUGAAAACUUCAAUUGGCGACUUGUUACACGUGCUCGUUUUGGCCAAGGUGUUAGCUUUUCAAAAGAUCCAAGCUAUGCCGACAGAUAUGCUUCAGAACAAGGAGUGUGGAUGAUAACUGGGAUACCCGUUGGACAUAAAUCCAUAGGGAAUUAUUAUACCGUAAUUCCUCCCCCUGAACAUGAUACUACCGGAGACAGAGCUGAUAAAGUCUACGUUAAAUACUACGAUGACGACUUCUAUCCUUACUACUUGGUACACAGGACUUAUUAUUACGAGUUUGGAAUUGGACGUGAAUAUGAUGACUAUUCCGAUUAUGUCGACUACAAUUAUUAUUAGUAGUCAGUUUUUUGACUUGAUAAAAAUAAUGAGUAUUUUCAGUUUUCUGAAGUCUAAUCCCAUCAUUUAUUAAGAUUUUCCAUAGCAGAAUGUAUUUGUAAUAGCAGUACUAUUAGAACAUAUUGUAGUUAUUCAUGACGUUGUGCAAGUCUUGACCAUUAUCUAAGCACAAUGUAAUUCUAAGUCCUCUCGUAAUUGAUUACAGAAAAUAAAUGUCGAACAAAAACUUUACCGCAUUAAAGUGAUGUUUAUUACUUCCAAAUAUUACGCAUCAUGGGCACGUACGCUUCAUAAAAUGAAGUUCUUAACCAGCGGCUACAAUGGCUUACUCAAUGAAGUGAACAAUAGUCGCGAUCAUGACGAAAAUUAAUAUCACUAGAAUAUAGAUCUUGUUCAGCAUGGAAAUUGUAAAAAAGUGAUCCUGAAUACAGUUAGAGUAGAUUAUUACAACAUACGAUGGUUUGCCAUCGCCGAA
Molecule: messenger RNA, 1551 nt
Organism: Athalia rosae (coleseed sawfly)
Lineage: Eukaryota; Metazoa; Arthropoda; Insecta; Hymenoptera; Athaliidae
Product: protein mono-ADP-ribosyltransferase PARP11-like
Exons: 2
Coding region: 423-1076 (217 amino acids)
Molecular function (GO): NAD+ poly-ADP-ribosyltransferase activity
Source: RefSeq, a predicted model, not a curated record